Messenger RNA from Rhinolophus ferrumequinum (greater horseshoe bat), 1190 nucleotides. RefSeq names its product phosphodiesterase 6D (gene PDE6D). Gene Ontology annotation, cellular component: cytoplasm. The coding region runs from base 211 to 663 and encodes 150 amino acids. The record is from RefSeq and is a predicted model, not a curated record. Gene Ontology annotation, biological process: sensory perception of light stimulus. Lineage: Eukaryota; Metazoa; Chordata; Mammalia; Chiroptera; Rhinolophidae. The transcript has 5 exons.
CUUCGGGGCGGGCGCUCCGAGGCUAGGGAGAAGGAGAAGGGAUCUGGAGCGGGAGCUGAGGGGAGGGAGAGGCCGGUCCGGGUCUGGCCGCUGCCGCUGCUCUCCCGAGGUCUUCAGGCCGGGCUACGGCUCAGUCCUCGGCUCCGGGGCACCGUCUGCGAGGCUCCGCCGGGCCAGCGUGGGAGAGCCGCGGGCGGCGGCCGCCGCAUCAUGUCAGCCAAGGACGAGCGUGCCAGGGAGAUCCUGAGGGGCUUCAAACUAAAUUGGAUGAACCUUCGGGAUGCUGAGACAGGGAAGAUACUCUGGCAAGGAACAGAAGAUCUGUCAGUCCCUGGCGUGGAGCAUGAAGCCCGUGUUCCCAAGAAAAUUCUCAAAUGCAAGGCAGUGUCUCGAGAAUUGAACUUCUCUUCAGCAGAGCAAAUGGAAAAAUUCCGCCUGGAACAAAAAGUUUACUUCAAAGGGCAAUGCCUAGAAGAAUGGUUCUUCGAGUUUGGCUUUGUGAUCCCUAACUCCACAAACACCUGGCAGUCCCUGAUAGAGGCAGCGCCCGAGUCCCAGAUGAUGCCAGCCAGCGUGCUAACUGGGAAUGUUAUCAUAGAGACAAAGUUUUUUGACGACGAUCUUCUUGUAAGCACAUCCAGAGUGAGACUUUUCUACGUUUGAGAAGAAUGUAUGUGCAUUUCAAGAAUUUGGGGGUUUUUUUUGGGGGGGCGGAGGAGAAAACUGUUUACUUAUUUCCUCCACACAUUUGAUUUUUGACACUUCCACCCCUAAUUCCCUCUAUGACAAAACCCACCUGAGGCCACCAGGGGACCAGCUCUCUGUGUAGGUAACCAGAUGGCUUUUUUCCCUCAAGCUGCCAUCUUCCACUGACCAGACUUAACUCCCCACCUCAGACCAGGGCAGAGGGCGUGCCUCGACUCCUUCCCAGGGUAAACACAGGGACAAACACAUACCACGGGCUGAUGCUGUUCCUGUCACCCUCCCUGCCUCUUCCUGCAGGGGACACAUCUUCCUUUGGCCCCUGGUUUUGGAAAAAUUCAUGUUCUUGACCCAUGUUUAGUCUUUUCCUACUGUUUCUAUUUCAUACAUUCUCACACGUUUAACUUGUAAAAUAGACUGUGAUAUUAUUAUUACGUAAUGAAUUGAAACAUAUGAAUUAAAAUAUUCCUACAGUCUUUAGCAUGGCA